This is a messenger RNA of Megalobrama amblycephala (Wuchang bream), 1369 nucleotides long. RefSeq names its product luteinizing hormone subunit beta (gene lhb). Gene Ontology annotation, cellular component: cytoplasm; extracellular region. Gene Ontology annotation, molecular function: hormone activity. NCBI's taxonomy places the organism in Eukaryota, Metazoa, Chordata, Actinopteri, Cypriniformes, Xenocyprididae. The record is from RefSeq and is a predicted model, not a curated record. Bases 521 to 946 code for a protein of 141 amino acids. The transcript is spliced from 3 exons. Gene Ontology annotation, biological process: G protein-coupled receptor signaling pathway.
AAUCUAGAACCUUUUUCCACUAUAAAGAACAUUUGGAAAUAGAAAAUGGAAUGGAAAGGUUCCAUUGAUGACAAAAAAGAACCUUUAUUUUUAAGAGUGUAUACAGUAUGAUGUUUGAGUGUUCACUGCCUUGCAAACACUAAUGAACUCGCUUACAAUGAAAUCUGAGAGCAGGGCCUUAGACCUUGAUCAUUUCCUGACCUGCGUUUAACACAGAGGCCAUGGAACUGAAUUUAGCUCCACUUAAUACUCCAUUUUAGAUGAGAUAAAGGACAUGAAACUGUCCAAAGCGACACUGAAUGCACAGCAGGUGUCUUUUAUCUGUUCAUGCUGACCUGACAAAUUUAAAUAGUUGUUACAUGAGAAUGGAAACACAUAAUCCACUUGAGAUCAGAGUGAUUAAUUUAAGGUCAGAUUUUAGUUUAAUUGUUGGUUACCGCUUACAGUAUAUAAAUGUAGCCAGAUGCUCUGUGUCUGAACACAUCUAACAGCCUGCUGAGCAACGGGGACACCUGUCAAGAUGUUAGUUGUUCGAAACAACAUCCUCCUUCUCCUAUUCUGUUUAGUUGUUCUACUAGUCUCUGCUCAAAGCUCUUUUCUUCCACCAUGUGAGCCAGUUAAUGAGACUGUCGCCGUGGAAAAAGAGGGCUGUCCAAAAUGUCUGGUGUUUCAGACCACCAUCUGCAGUGGCCACUGCCUGACAAAGGAGCCUGUAUACAAGAGCCCAUUUUCCACUGUCUACCAACACGUGUGCACUUACCGGGACGUCCGCUACGAGACAGUCCGCUUGCCAGACUGUCCUCCCGGGGUGGAUCCCCAUAUCACCUACCCGGUGGCUCUCAGCUGCGACUGCAGCCUCUGCACCAUGGACACGUCCGACUGUACCAUCGAAAGCCUGCAGCCCGAUUACUGCAUGUCUCAGAGGGAGGAUUUCCCUGUGUACUAGCCUACAGGAGUACUGUCCUGUCAUCAAACUGUCACAUAGAUGUAUAUCAAUAAAAAAAGUACAUAGCCUACUUCAUACUUCAUUUUCUAUGCUAAAGUCAAACCAUUUUUAUUCUGCAUAAUCUAAAUGAGCAGAUGGCAUGGCUAAAUGGUUGUAAGUUAUCAUUGGAAAAUCAUCAGCCAAUGAACAGAAAGAAGAGCAAGUUGGGUACACACAUGUACAAUAGGAAGAAAAUUCUGCAAAUGAACUAUUGACUGAAGCUUGAUAAAUAAAGUCUGUCUUUGACUCUACCCUGCACCUCUUUUGCACUUGAAAUAUAAAGAGACACAAAAUAAAUAAAAUAAAACCAUACAAAGAAAGGCCUAUGCAUUCUGCUGAUGAAAAGCAUUGCUCUCCAUUGAAGGCCAUUCAGAAGUGAUAUGC